AUGGCCGCCAAGAAGUUGAAAGACAAGAAACUUAAAGAGAAGCUCGUGGCCCGGCGUUCUUUAGUGUCGUCACUCGAAACGGUCGAGUCGUUCGUAGAAAACUAUGAAGAAGAUCGUGAUUUCGCGCAAGUGCCUGUAUGGUUGGACUUAUUAGAUCAACUGUAUCGCGAACAUGUGAAGGUCCAGGCUGAACUUGAAAGGCUCGACAACGGGGAUGCCCCGUUAGUGAGACAUCUCCAGGAACGUAGAUUGUUUGAUUCGAGGUAUUGUGCUGCGAAAGGGUGGUUGAUCAACAGGAAGGUAGCUGAUCUGAACUCCACCAUCAAUACUGCGGGCAACAUCGCUCCACCACCAACCACCUUCCAUUUGCGGCUUCCGAAAAUAGAUUUGCCGAAGUUUGACGGCGAUUAUUCUCGGUGGCUCGGAUUCCGCGAUACUUUUAAGUCCAUGGUGCACGACGCACAUGACAUCCCACUGGUAGCUAAGCUACAGUUUUUGCUCCAGUCUCUGGAAGGUGAAGCGCGGAAACCAUAUGAAACGGUGGACAUCGAAGCAGCCAAUUACCUCACCACCUGGGAAGCGCUAUUGAAGCGCUAUGACAAUAAGCGCUUCCUGAAGAAACAACUCUACCGAACGUUGCACGAUCUACCCCCAAUUCGUAAGGAAUCAGCCCAAGACCUCCAUAACCUCGUGGAUGAUUUCCAACGUCAUGUAAAAGCCCUAGCGAAGCUUGGAGAAACCGUAGAGACUUGGGAUACCCCGCUGGUAUGCAUGUUAUCCUACAAAAUCGACCCAGCAACCCUUCGAGCGUGGGAGGAGUACGCAGCAAAUUCAGACGAUGUAGGGUACGAAGCGUGCAUCGAAUUUCUCUACCAACGAGUGCGUAUACUGCAGACAGUGUCCUCCGAAAUCCAGCAUCGUACGCAAAAUACACCGGUCAAGGUGGCCGGUUCGCAGACAUUCUCCAAGAAAACAACGUCUGCUACGAAGGCGGUUGUCAAUACCGCUACUACCUCCAACUCUCGAACAAACCCACCUACGUGCAUCGCUUGCUCGGAGAAACAUCUGCUGUUUCAAUGUCCGUCCUUCCAAGGAAUGGCCGUCGGACAACGCCGAGAGCUCAUUUCCCAGAAGCGGCUUUGCUGGAACUGCUUCAAAUCAUCCCACGUUGCUCGAAACUGUGAUUCGAAGUACACCUGCCGCCACUGCCACGAGCGGCAUCACUCCUUGCUGCAUCAAGCAGCCAGUCCAAGUAAGUCGACUUCCAACCCUGCAGUUCAACCAGCUCAGCCCACGCCUAUUCAGGAAGCCCCCAGCGAUUCAGUCGCUCCGUCCGGGGAAGUGAGUGUUGCAGCUCACCGUACCUCUCCAAGUACCGUUUUCCUCUCCACCGUCGCACUUUGGAUAAAGGAUCAGUUUGGAAAUCUCCAUCCCGCUCGAGCUCUAAUCGAUUCCGGUUCGCAAUCGAACUUCAUUUCCAAGAAAUUGGUUCGUCGCCUUUGUUUACGUCCGGCCCGAGUCAGCGUCCCUAUCACCGGAAUCGGUGAAGCAACGGUGACGGUUACCCAAUCCGUCGUCUCCACAAUUCGCUCCAAAAACGCUGAAUUUUCCAGUGAGCUGGAAUUCCUGGUCCUUCCCAAGCCAACCGCAGAACUCCCUUCAUCCAACGUGGACGUGUCUUCGUGGAAAAUUCCGCCGACCGUGCCUCUGGCCGACCCUACGUUUAACGUUUCGGGUCCCAUCGAUCUGCUACUAGGAAUUGAACUGGUUCACGAAUAUCUAAAAAGUGGCAGAAUAUUCCUCGGCGAAGGCUCGCCGGUCUUAUUCGAGACUGUUUUCGGAUGGGCCGUUAUCGGUCGCUGGUACGGUUCAACUGUACCAUCUUCUCCUGUUUGCCACGCUGCCAUCACUCAACGUAACCUGGAAUCUAUCCUAGAGAAGUUUUGGACCCUAGAAGCAGUAGAACCAGGCCGGUUCUUGUCACCAGAAGAAGCUUCUUGUGAGGAGCUGUAUAAAUCCACCACUACACGCAAUUCAUCUGGGCGUUACGUUGUCCGACUUCCUAGAACAGAGGAACCUAGUGUCCGGCUCGGCGAAUCACGAAGCAUAGCGGAAAGACGUCUGUUGAGUCUCGAGCGACGAUUGCAGCGAGACGAACCCACUCGGGCUGCCUACAACGAGUUCAUGGCCGAAUAUUUACGACUCGGCCACAUGCGGCAGAUCGCCGAACCACCAAACGACUCCAUCGAUCAUUGCUAUUUGCCGCAUCAUGCGGUCUUCAAAACCACAAGCACUACGACCAAAAUUCGCGUCGUGUUCGAUGCGUCCUGCCGCACAACAUCUGGCCACUCUCUGAACGACAUCCUUCUUGUUGGGCCAGUUGUGCAGGAAGACCUUCUGUCUAUUAUCUUGCGCUUUCGAAUCAAACCGAUUGCACUUGUGGCGGACAUUGAAAAAAUGUACCGCCAGAUCGAUGUUCAUCCAGAAGACCAGCCUCUUCAGCGGAUUCUCUGGCGGAAACACCCGUCGGAUCCCAUAUCUACCUUCGAGCUGCGGACGGUCACGUACGGGACCGCCUCCGCUCCUUAUCUUGCUACAAGGACACUCGCACAACUCGCCAAGGACGAAGGCGAGACAUUUCCGUUGGCCAACUCGGUGGUGGCCGAGGAUUUUUAUGUUGAUGACUGUAUCAGCGGGGCAGACAGCGUUGAAACGGCUCUCCAAGUACGUCGGCAGACCAGUGACAUGCUCAAAACUGCAGGAUUUCCACUGCGAAAAUGGGCAUCAAAUUCACCAGAAGUGUUGGCGGAAAUCCCUGAGGCUGAGCGUGGAAUUCAGCCAUUUUACGACCUUACCGACACUCAAUCGGUAACCACCCUUGGGCUUGUCUGGGAACCGAGCCCCGACAUCCUGCGAUUCAACAUCCAACUACCACUUCCUGCUGCCGUACUCACCCGAAGGAUCGUCCUAUCUUAUAUUGCCCAAAUUUACGACCCGCUGGGCUUGGUAGGACCAGUUGUAUCGACCGCUAAACAGUAUAUGCAGCAUCUUUGGGCGCUGACUUCCGACCAGGGAAAACCGUACUCUUGGGAUCAACCGCUUCCUGAAAAACUACAACACGAGUGGAAGGAAUUCCACACCACCCUGAACCUGCUUGGCGAAAUUCGUAUUCCUCGAUUUGCUUCGGUGGCCGGAACAGAUCGCCUGCAAUUGCACUUUUUCUCGGAUGCAUCUGAGAAAGCCUAUGGCGCGUGUGUAUACAUGCGCUCCGAAGAUUCCCGUGGACAGGUGUCCGUCCAGCUUCUUGCGGCCAAAUCAAAGGUCGCACCCCUGAAAACUCGCCACAGCAUCGCCCGAUUGGAACUCUGCGGAGCAGUUCUCUCCACCCAACUGUAUCAAAAGGUAAUUCGUUCGCUCAAGACAAAUGUCGAAGUAUUUUUUUGGGUAGAUUCUAUGACGGUGCUUCAAUGGCUGAAAUCCCCUCCCUCCUGUUGGAAGACGUUCGUGGGGAACCGCGUAUCCAAAAUUCAAGAAACAACGGUUGGCUGUCCUUGGAACCACGUUCCAGGAAAGGAUAAUCCGGCGGACGACAUCUCCCGUGGUCUUACGCCGGCCGACCUGCUACACCGCGACCGCUGGUGGACAGGCCCAAAAUGGAUCAAGCUGGCCAAUGACUGUUGGCCAAAUCAACCUGUCGUCGCUUCGUCAUCCUCCAGGGCGUUCAGUGAGGAACGCAAGGCGUGUCUAGCAUCACUUACGCCCCCCAGUGAUCCGUUAGGCGAAUUGCUCUUCAGUCGAUUCUCAUCGUACACCAAGUUGCGGCGGACUGUGGCCUACAUUCUGCGGUACAAACGAGUGGUGCAUGCGUCAGCUGCCAAGUCCCGCCCAAAUGGGGCAUGUGCUGCUUCUAAAAGGACAUCUUACGCUCCAACGCAAUAUUUGACUGCUUCCGAACUGCGAGACGCAGAAAUUUCACUCUGUCUGAUUGCUCAACGUCAAGCAUUUCCGAUGGAGAUGAAAGCCCUCAUCAACAAACAACUGGUCGACAAAUCAUCUCCAAUGAAAUGGAUCACACCUGAACUCUCCGAAGACGGCCUCAUCCGAGUCGGUGGCCGAAUCCGGCAUUCCAAGGCCGCCGAAACAAUGAAACACCCGAUCAUCCUCACCAAAAAGCAUCGAUUGGCAUACUUGCUGGCCGAUCAUUACCAUAGAACACUCUUGCACGCUGGACCGCAGUUAAUGAUGAGCACCAUUAAAAUCAAGUUCUGGUUGCUUGGUGGUAGGGAUCUGCUUCGCCAGGUGUAUCACCAGUGCCAUACAUGCUUCCGCCGGAAACCUGCUCUAAUUCACCAAACGACAGCAGAUCUACCAAGCUCUAGGGUAACUGCAUCUCGGCCAUUUGCGAUCUCCGGGGUCGAUUAUUGUGGCCCAUUUUUCCUGCGUGCCCCACACCGAAGAGCAAGUCCCACCAAAGCAUACAUCGCUGUGUUUGUGUGUUUUUCGACACGGGCUGUACACCUGGAGCUCGUCGGGGAUCUCUCUACAGCGGCCUUCCUGGCAGCACUCAAGCGGUUCGUUGCGCGACGUGGCAAGGUGUCCGAAAUCCAUUCGGAUAACGCAACCAACUACAAAGGGGCUGCCAACGAGCUCAAUCAGCUCUAUCAACUAUUAAAAACGGACAACGGCAGCCGAAAAUUGAUCUUCGACUGGUGUGCCAACUCCGAAAUAGAUUGGAAAUUCAUUCCACCCCGCGCCCCACAUUUUGGUGGACUAUGGGAGGCGGCGGUGAAAUCCACAAAAAAUCACCUCCUGAAGGAGGUCGGCAAGACCAUCGUCCCCUACGAAGAAAUGCUGACACUCAUCACUCAAGUCGAAAUGUGUCUGAAUUCAAGGCCUAUUACGGAACUUUCUAACGAUCCCUCAGACCUAGAGGCCCUCACUCCGGGCCAUUUUUUGGUUGGAAGUAACCUCCAAGCUAUUCCAGAAGUCGACCUCAAACAAAUACCGGACAACAGGCUCAACCGGUGGCAGCUGCUUCAGAAACGACUCCAGGCAAUAUGGAAGCGCUGGAGCACCGAAUACUUGCAGCAGCUUCAAGCCCGUUCGACGAAGGGAAUCAAACCGCCCGUUGACAUUCAAAAGGGCCGAUUGGUAAUCGUGAAGGACGACAACAUGCCACCAGCACAGUGGCCCUUGGGUCGCAUCACAGAUGUCCACCCUGGACCGGACGGAAUUGUGCGAGUCGUCACGCUUCGAACAUCAUCCAGCAACAGUAUGACUCGUCCAGUUACGAAGUUGGCCUUCCUACCGAUGCCUGCUGACGAUACCGAGGAAUCGUAA
Molecule: messenger RNA, 5340 nt
Organism: Aedes albopictus (Asian tiger mosquito)
Lineage: Eukaryota; Metazoa; Arthropoda; Insecta; Diptera; Culicidae
Exons: 1
Coding region: 1-5340 (1779 amino acids)
Biological process (GO): DNA integration
Molecular function (GO): nucleic acid binding
Source: RefSeq, a predicted model, not a curated record